GAAGCUGCGACCUGCCUGGCUGGGCGGACGGCAGCGCAUGCGCAGAAGCUGUAGGGGCCGACGUUGCUUGCCCGGGACUCCAUGAGCGCCACCGGAGGAAGCGGCGGCGGCGGCGGGUUGGAGCCCGACCACAGCCCGGCGGUGCCCGUCCCCCUCCCGCCGCCCCUCCCCGCCGCCCCCGGGGACACCGCCAAGGGCAGCCCGGGGCUCGUGGCGGCGGCGGCUGGAGCGGGAGGAGCCGCAGGCGCUUCCUCCUCUUCCUCCUCCUCGUGCUCUUCUUCUUCCUCGUCGUCGUCUUUGGCGCAUCCCACGGAGGGUCCUGUGCCGUCGGUGCCAAACGGGAUCUUCGCGCCGCCCGGGGGCGCCGCCAACGGGGACACCAAGUCCGCCGCCCCCGCCUCGUCGCCCUCGAGCGCCCCGCUGGUCGACUUCCUGCUGCAGCUGGAGGACUACACGCCCACGAUCCCGGACGCCGUCACCGGCUACUACCUGAACCGCUCCGGCUUCGAAGCUUCAGACCCGCGCAUCAUCCGCUUGAUCUCCUUGGCUGCCCAGAAAUUUAUCUCCGACAUUGCCAACGAUGCCUUGCAGCACUGCAAGAUGAAGGGGACGGCUUCCGGCAGCUCCCGCAACAAAAGCAAGGACAAGAAAUACACGCUCACCAUGGAGGAUCUUGCGCCUGCACUGACAGAAUACGGCAUCAACGUCAAGAAGCCCCACUACUUCACUUAACAGCCCCCCCCUUUCCAGGGCAGCCUCUCUGGUUUGGCCGUCGACUGUUUCUCUCUCUCUCUCUUGGUUGCUGUACCAUUAAAGUUCUCCUUUCUUGAG
This is a messenger RNA of Rhineura floridana, 831 nucleotides long. RefSeq names its product TATA-box binding protein associated factor 10 (gene TAF10). Gene Ontology annotation, molecular function: promoter-specific chromatin binding; RNA polymerase II general transcription initiation factor activity. The record is from RefSeq and is a predicted model, not a curated record. Gene Ontology annotation, cellular component: SAGA complex; transcription factor TFIID complex; nucleus. NCBI's taxonomy places the organism in Eukaryota, Metazoa, Chordata, Lepidosauria, Squamata, Rhineuridae. The transcript has 5 exons. Bases 82 to 732 code for a protein of 216 amino acids. Gene Ontology annotation, biological process: transcription initiation at RNA polymerase II promoter.